ACACCCUUUGGGGGUGGCGGGGGCUUCUCUUUGAAGAGGAGUGGGGAGGCGGGUUGGAUGAUGGUUUUGGUGCUAGAUUUGGGGAGCGGGAGCCCUGUGGGCAGGGUGCUGAGCUGAUGGGGACGCACACGGCUUUGAAUGACUUGCUGCAGACCGCACAGACCUGCCAAAUGUUGCCAGCAGAGGGAAGGAGAGACGCUCUCCCGGAGCUGAUCUCUGCAGCGCGCUAGGGCUCGGGUCCCUCCCUUUGGCCGCAGGACUGAUUCAGGGGCCGGGGGGGGGGGGAGUGUUGUUGUUAAUUUUAUUUUCUUGGCUGGCCGCUGCUGGCUCCCUCUGCUCUCUCAUCUCCGCUCAGCUUUACCCCGCCCCAACCAGCGCGCACCCCCCCCCCACACGUCCUCCUGCUCUUCCUGGGCUGCCCCCUGCAUAGGGAAGCGGCUGCGGCUGCCGCUGGGGGUGGCGGGUUGCAGGGGCGCCGCGAUCGGAGCAGCGAGGGAGGGAGGCCGGGGCUGAGCCAUGCCGGGGGGCGGCUGCCGGAACCAGGGAUGGGGCGAGAGGCUGCCGAGGAUCCCAGCAUCUCCCCGCCGGGGGCCCAGGAAGCAGAAAAGCCGCCGCCGCCGCUGCUGAGAGCCAGCAAAGGGCGGCGAUGGCAGUGUAUGUGCGUGCAAUUUUGUCAUCGCGAGAUCUGUUUCUCCACACAAGCUUGACAAAGGUGAUGGGGGACAGAGUGUGUGCUGCAGCUGCAGACCUGCUGAGACAGCUCACAGAGAUGAGAGAGAGACAGAAAGAGAGGCAAAGCAGGAGGGAUGGAGACAGUACUGAGCUCUGUCAGCCUGUGUUUUUAUCAAGGGGUUUCUGGUGACAAUGCUCGAGAGCAGAACUUGGGUCACCAGAAAGUCCUUCCACAUCUACCAGAGCAGAAUUCAGGUUACCAGGAUCUCACCCUUGGGAGCGGAGCUUGGGUCAUUAGGAAAACUGACCCCAAAAAGGGCAAAGCUUUGGUCACUGAGACUACCCUUCAGAGAAUGGCACUCCAGUCACCAGCAAACUCCACACCAGAGCGUGAAUUCAGAUCACCCCAAACACCCACCACUACUGCUGCUAGGAGCACCGCUUGAAUCACCAGGAACCACCCAGUCCUGUGAGCAGAUCUCCAGUCAUCACAGACUUCCAUCCUGGACUGCAGAGCUGGAGUCAUCACAAACCCCCAUCUUCAGGAAUGAAGCUGAAGUCACCUUAGCUGGAACUUCCACUCCCCCUCCGCACUCCCCCCCCAAGAGUUCGUGUUAUCUGGGUUCCUCCCUCAGAACACCAGUUCAACUCUGAACACCUCUCCCAUCCCCCAAGAAAAAACCACUUGUAAUUCCCUGUGGAUGGAGCCUGAGUCACUACCAGCUUCUAAGAGCAGAGCUCAAGGCAACCUAGGACCCAAAAUCAGAGCUCAAGACAGCUGAGACCCACAUCCUGUGAGGGGGAGCUCAAGCCAAUGGAAACCUCAUUCAAGAGCACACCUCUGGAGUCCCCACUCCUGAAACAGAAAAUAGUGAGUGUGGGGACAGGUUUUUUAAACCAGGAUUGGACAAAAGCAGUCCUCUGGGUCUGUUUCUGGGGAUCCCCUGAUUUUCCCCUCCUUUACAUCCUUACAAACAUCCUUUAGGCACUGAAGUAAUCCCUGUCCUUGUAAACAACAGACAGGGAAUGAAACCUUGAGUCUAAUGGGUGUGCAUCACAGAGUUCCUGCUCCAAUCUUUGGUCCUGCCUCUCCACCCUGAGAUGGUUUUGCAGUAGUGACAGGAAAUCAGCUGCAGGUGUGAGAUUCCCUCCUGCAAGGAUGCUCUUCUGUACCUGCAUAGCUGGGUGUUAAUCCUUUGGAUGUACAAGAGACCCUGCUGGAGACAGAAUGCCCAUCACCAACAGAAGUGAGAGAUCCUGACCUGGGGCAGGGGGAGGGGGCAGGCGAAUGCCUGAAGGCCGGCGCCUAAUGUUGUGACCUAGCUGAUGCCUCUGGUGUGUCUGGAGACACAGAGUGCCUUUGGUCCAUGAUGCUCUUGAAGCCUGCCCAAGUCUGGUGUACUGAGCACUUUGAGCCAUUUUGACUGCAGUUUCAAAGCUGAGCCACGGCCUCUUCCUUGCAGCAAAUGUCAGUAAGGUUGGAAGAAGCAGUAGUUCCCUGUGCUGUAUGAAGUGACUUUCUGAGCAAUGCAAUCAAGAAGAGUUGGUCUAAACUGGGGAACGGGGUGGGUGUGUGUUCAGGGCAGGCCCACAGUCAUUCGGGGUCUGCCAGGAGUUUUGAAAUAGAGGCCCUUGUGUCCUGCACAGGACUGUGAAAACUACACCAACUUUGUGGCACUUCUGCUGAAGAUCCCUGUGGAACUGAAUCUUUCCUGUGGCUGCAGAGUCAGUGGAUACCUAUCACUAGCCAGGUGUGCAUGGGAUGAAGAUGAGACGCCACAAGCUCUUUCUGACUCUGUGCAUGGGUGGUCUCUGCCUCAUCUCCGUCUUGCACUUACUCAAGGCUCUCUCUUACGUCACCUUCCCCCGGGAGCUGGCUUCUCUUAGUCCCAAUCUCGUCUACAGCUUCUUCUGGAACAAUGCACCUGUCACGCCACAGGUCAGCCCUGAACCAGGAGGGCCGGAGUUUCUCCGCACGCCACUGUACUCCCAUUCACCCCUGCUCCAGCCCCUGCCACCCAGCAGGGCCAGCGAGGAGCUGCACAAAGCUGAGUUUUUACUGCAGGAAGACACGUCAGAAUAUUUUGUCCAUACCAAAGCUGGCGGCGUCUGCUUCAAGCCAGGUACCAGGAUGUUGGAGAAGCCACCAGCAGGCCGGACGGACGAGAGAGAAGAUGGUGCUGCUUCAGGGCACCCAGCUCGCAAGCCGCUGAGCACCAGAGGCACAAAGCGGCGCAAGUGGGUGGAGUGCAUGUGCCUGCCUGGCUGGCAUGGCCCUAGCUGUGGGGUGCCCACUGUGGUCCAGUACUCAAACCUGCCCACCAAGGAUCGGCUGACACCACGUGAGGUACCCCGGCGGGUCAUCAAUGCCAUCAACAUCAACCAUGAGUUCGACCUCCUUGAAGCCCGUUUCCAUGAACUGGGUGAUGUAGUGGACGCCUUCGUGGUCUGCGAGUCGAACUUCACGGCUUAUGGCGAGGCGCGCCCACUAAAGUUCCGUGAGAUGCUCCUCAAUGGCUCCUUCGACUACAUCCGCCACAAGGUGCUCUACGUCUUCCUGGACCACUUCCCUCCUGGUGGGCGCCAGGACGGCUGGAUCGCCGAUGACUACCUGCGCACCUUCCUGACGCGAGACGGCAUCUCCCGCCUACGCAACCUGCGCCCGGAUGACGUCUUCAUCAUUGACGAUGCGGACGAGAUCCCGGCCCGUGACGGCGUGCUGUUCCUCAAGCUCUAUGAUGGCUGGACGGAGCCUUUCGCUUUCCACAUGCGCAAGUCCCUCUAUGGCUUCUUCUGGAAGCAGCCUGGCACCCUAGAGGUGGUUUCUGGCUGCACAGUGGGCAUGCUGCGUGCCGUCUACGCCACGGAUGGGAUCCGCCUCCGCCGCAGAGAGUACUACACUAUGCCCGGCUUCCGGCAGUACGAGAACAGCACGGGCCACAUUCUAGUGCAGUGGUCGCUGGGCAGCCCCCUCCAUUUUGCUGGCUGGCACUGCUCCUGGUGCUUCACACCAGAGGGUAUCUACUUCAAACUGGUGUCAGCCCAGAACGGGGAUUUCCCCCGCUGGGGUGACUACGAGGACAAGCGAGACCUCAACUACAUCCGGGAACUGAUCCGGACUGGUGGCUGGUUCGACGGCACCACCCAGGAGUACCCCCCUGCUGACCCCAAGGAACAAAUGUAUGCCCCAAAGUACCUGCUAAAGAACUACCAGAGGUUCCACUACCUGCUGGAGAAUCCCUACCGAUGGGCGAAAGGGGCUGGGUGAGGGGAGCGGGACUUGCAUGGGAGAUGGGAACAUUAGAGCAAAGGGAAAGAGUGAGCUAUGUCUUUGAUUUUCCUUCUUCAUUUUGUUUCCAGCUGAGGUGCGUAGUUUCUCUGCCUUUCCAGGACUGAGACUUGGGGUGGGAUUCUCAGUCAUGCUAAUGAGGGCCAAAGGGAAGGGGAAGAAAUGAGAAUUGGCCCUGCAGAAGCCAAAAAGACUGUGGCACAUCCCCUCAACCUUGCCUGCAGGAUGGAGAGAUCUUUUUAAGGGGGCAGAUUUUCUUACACGAGGGUGGGCAGAGGGAGCAGCUGCCCCCACCGCAGAACAGGUUGCAUGCACAUGUGAGUCUGGACUUGUCAAUGAGCAUGUGAGUGAGCGAGCGAAUGUAUGAUCAUGUGCAUGUGAGUGGAUGUUUGUGUCACGCGUGUUCAUGUGAGUUUGUGUGUACAUGUGCAAAAGCAUCUCUAUAGGCAUUUAUUUUUUUACCUCAGUAUUCUUUAAAAUAGAGCCUCCUUCUGCCAACCUCCUGUCAAUACAUCUCUCAUGGGCUCCACUCUUUGUCUAAUGUGCUGCCGGUCUUGGAGCUUGCAGAAAAGGGAAGUGGGGUGGAACACAAGUGCUUGUACUCCUUCCCUACCCCACCUCACUGUCACACUGCACCCCACACCUUAGUUCUGCCCACAAAGCCUCAUGCUGUGUCCCAGAAACCUGCUUUCUUCAGAGGAGCAAGCUGAAGGGGUCUUCACUAGGUUGAUUGUGUGGUGUGUUCACAAGUGUGUGGAUUAGUGUGUGUCCGAGUGUUAAUGUGCAUGGAUUUGGCAGGUGUGUGGUAGAGUGCAUGUGUGUGUGAGAGAGGUGGGAGCGUGGGAGGAUUCAGAAGCUCUGCUAUCUACUUAGGGGUUAAGGAUAUUCAGGGAACCUUCUACAAGCCUACUGGGUAUGGGGAGCGGGGCCAGGAAGCUGGAGGCUCUGUGUGCCAGUGCUCCAUAAAUGGGCCUAUUCAGAACCAGCUCUGGAUGGGGUAAGAAUGGGGACAACCUUAGGGAGGCGCUGCUGGCAAUGUCUGUGGCAGGGAGCCUCCCUCCCCAAUAUAA
Chelonoidis abingdonii (Abingdon island giant tortoise) is the source of this 5031-nucleotide messenger RNA. RefSeq names its product beta-1,4-mannosyl-glycoprotein 4-beta-N-acetylglucosaminyltransferase (gene MGAT3). Gene Ontology annotation, biological process: N-acetylglucosamine metabolic process. Gene Ontology annotation, cellular component: membrane. Gene Ontology annotation, molecular function: beta-1,4-mannosylglycoprotein 4-beta-N-acetylglucosaminyltransferase activity. The record is from RefSeq and is a predicted model, not a curated record. NCBI's taxonomy places the organism in Eukaryota, Metazoa, Chordata, Testudines, Testudinidae.